AUGUCGGAGGAAAGAGGGAACGGGAGCUCCCAGUGGGAGUUCAUCCUAUUGGGGGUCUCUGACCAACCACGCCUGGAGAUGCUGCUUUUUGUGGUCUUUUUGGUCUUGUACAUCAUGAACCUGGUAGGGAACCUGACCAUCAUUGUGGUCUUGUGGCUGGAACCCAGUCUCCACACUCCUAUGUAUUUCUUCCUCAGCAACCUCUCUUUCCUGGACCUUUGCUACACCACCAGCACCGUUCCUCAGAUGCUGGUGAACUUCCGCAGCACCCACAAGUCCAUCACCUGGGCUGGCUGCGUGGCCCAGCUCUACGUCUUCCUGUCGUUGGGCUGCACCGAGUGCCUCCUGCUGGUUGUCAUGGCCUACGACCGCUAUGUCGCCAUCUGCCAGCCACUGCGCUACACAAUUGUCAUGAGCCGCCGUCUCUGCCUGCAGAUGGCGGCCACCGUCUGGUUGAGCGGCUUCGGCAAUUCCAUGCUGCAGACCAUCCUGACCGUGCGGGUGCCCCGCUGUGGGCGGAACCGGGUCGACCAUUUCUUCUGCGAGGUGCCGGCCCUGUUGAAGCUGGCCUGUGUUGACACCGCCGCCAACGAGGCCGAGGCUUUUGCUGUCAGUGUGAUCUUCCUGCUGGUGCCGCUGGGCUUCAUCCUGGUCUCCUACGGCUACAUCGUCACCGCCGUGCUGAGGAUUCGCUCGGCCCAGGGCAGGCUCAAGGCCUUCAACACUUGCGCCUCCCACCUGGCCGUGGUGUCGCUCUUCUACGGCACGGCCAUUUUCAUGUAUCUACAGCCUCCGUCCAGCUACUCCCAGGAGCGGGGCAAGAUGGUCUCCCUCUUCUAUGGCAUCAUCGCCCCCAUGCUGAACUCACUGAUCUACACCAUGAGGAACAAGGAUGUUCACGGGGCCUUAAGGAGGGUGCUGCGGAGGCUAUUCGGGAGUAAGAGGACAUGA
Messenger RNA from Mauremys reevesii (Reeves's turtle), 951 nucleotides. Its product is annotated as olfactory receptor 2B2-like. Gene Ontology annotation, biological process: G protein-coupled receptor signaling pathway. Lineage: Eukaryota; Metazoa; Chordata; Testudines; Geoemydidae. The coding region runs from base 1 to 951 and encodes 316 amino acids. The transcript has 2 exons. Gene Ontology annotation, cellular component: membrane. The record is from RefSeq and is a predicted model, not a curated record. Gene Ontology annotation, molecular function: G protein-coupled receptor activity; olfactory receptor activity.